CUAAAAAUAAAAGAAAAAUUUUAGAUAAAGUUAAAUCACCCAAAAGUCUUGGCUACAAUUUUAUUUAAUCUGUGAUAUUUGAUUUAACAAAAAACCCAAAAUGUUUAUCCGAAUUAUUUUUCUCGUUGGUUUUUUGUUUUGUGUGGUCUAUGCUGAACAACAACAAAAAAUUGAUCAAAAUCAAUUGGAAUCCGAUCCAUUGAUAAUGGCUGAAUCAGCUAUAGUAGGUGGCGCUAAAGCUGGUGUUGCCGGUGCUAAAGCAGGAUUUAAAAAAGGUGGUGCUGCUGGAAUUAAAGCCGGUAAAGCUGGAUUUGCAAUUGGUGGUGUUAAAGGUGGAAAAAAAGGUGCAUUUGCUGCUGGAGCUGCCGGUGGAGCCGCUGGUAUCAAAAAAGGUGGAAAAGCAGGUGCUGCCGGUGCAGCGGGAGCAAAAUUUGCAAAAUUUGGCAAAAAAGGUGUAUUCAAAAAAGUUGCUGCUGCUGGUUUUAAUAAGAAAUUUGGUACUAUAAAAACUUUUGGCAUGGCGCAAGGAUUUAAAUUUGGUAAAGUUGGUGGUGCAUUUUCGGCUGGUGGUGUGGCUGGUGCUGUUGGUAAAAAAGGCAAAAAAUUUGCGGCUGGUGGUUUGAUUGCUGGCAAAAAAGGUGGCAAAAAAUUCAAAAAAGGAUUCGCUGCAGCUGGUGGUGCAAAAGGUGGUAAAAAAUUCUUUGCCGCUGGUAAAGCUGGUUUCAAAAAAGGUGCUGCAGCUGGUGCUAAAGCUGCAUUCAAAAAAGGAGGUGUAGCUAAAAAAGUGAUCAAAGGAUAAUAUCAUCCAACAAUCAAAAUAAUUUCUAAUUUAUAACAUUUAAUUUAAAAAAAAAAUUAGUAAUUUAGUA
Dermatophagoides pteronyssinus (European house dust mite) is the source of this 869-nucleotide messenger RNA. RefSeq lists its product as uncharacterized. The record is from RefSeq and is a predicted model, not a curated record. Lineage: Eukaryota; Metazoa; Arthropoda; Arachnida; Sarcoptiformes; Pyroglyphidae.